UAUUAAAGUACACUUGCGCAGAAAUGGAAGUUCCCGACAAGCUGACGCCGUCGGAUGUUGUAAGGGGACUAGCGAACAAACUACUCGUUUCAAGUAUCUUCAAGAAAACACGCGGCAUACGUUGCAGAUCUUAGAAUCCGGGAUAGAUGUUUCGUUAUCAUCUCCCCUCUUGUUUUCGAAACUUCUUAGGAUUGUGAAAUUGAAUUUCACACUCGGGUCAAGGGUUUUUUACUUUUUCAGCAGUUGUAAUUGGGUCGGAAACAAUGUUUGACCGAUGAAACUGGUGAUGAACUUGGGGCUUUGGUUCAGGUUCAGUUCGUGACCUGAGGGGUUUCGGAGGGAAAUUGAUGGCAGCCGUGAAUCCACAACCUUUGCAGGCGCUUCCAUUCGAGGAAAACGUGCGGGAUCCAGUUCCUAUAGAGGACGGCGACGACGACUAUGAGGAUGGGGGUGCUAGUGGCGAUGCUAUGGAUGAGUUGGAAGAGGGAAAUGUUAAUUCAGUGACCGUGCCAAGCCAUGGAGUUGUUACGACGUCCCGAACUAGUGAGCUCACUCUUUCUUUCGAGGGCGAGGUUUAUGUGUUUCCUGCUGUGACACCGGAGAAGGUGCAAGCUGUUUUGCUUCUUUUGGGAGGACGUGAUGUGCCUGCAUGUGCUCCUUCUGUUGAAGUACCAUUUGACGAAAGCAACAAGGGCAUAGGUGAUGCUCCAAAGCAGUUGAACAUUUCGAGAAGAAUAGCCUCCUUGGUUAGGUUCCGGGAAAAACGCAAGGAAAGAUGUUUUGACAAGAAGAUUAGGUACACUGUGAGAAAAGAGGUGGCACAAAGGAUGCAUCGCAAGAACGGACAAUUUGCAUCCUUGAAAGAAAGUCCUGGUUUAUCUAAUUUGGUUUCUACAGAAAGCUUUCUUCAGGAUGGCACUCAUUCUGGAACUCUACGUAGAUGUCAACAUUGUGGUGUUAGUGAAAAUAAUACUCCUGCAAUGCGUCGUGGUCCAGCUGGACCAAGGACACUAUGUAAUGCAUGUGGCCUUAUGUGGGCAAAUAAGGGAACACUCAGAGAUCUCAACAAGGGAGGAAGAAAUAUUUCUGUUGAGCAAAGUGAAGUGGAGACUCCUCUUGAGGUCAAACCUAUUAUCCUAGAAGGAGGAGAAUUGCCUGACAUUCAUAAGGCAUUUCUGAAGAUCCUUCCAAGGCCAUUGCUGAAGGGUCUAAUAAUCAUGCUGUCAACCCCAGUGACGAGGAAUUGCACUCUGGUGAACACUUGUCAACCACAAUGCCAUCAGGCUUUUUGUCUUCUUCAGCGAAUGAUGUUGAGCAGGAACCUCUGGCUGAGCUUUCUAAUCCUUCCGACACAGAUAUUGAUAUUCCUGGAAGCUUCGAUUAGAAGGUACCAAAGUGCUUUAUAAUGUCAAGGAAUUUUAAAUACUAAGUAUAGUAGCUUUACUAAUGAGAUCUGGUGGAAGUGAUACGUGCUGAAUGAGACAUCUGAAAGGCGUUAAAUCAAGUCAUGAUUGAAUAUAGUGCUCACAAAUGUUGAAGUUCUCCGAUUAUGCACCUUUAGUGAUUAUCAUGAAAAAUACGACACAUCAUAUAGGGUCUGGGAAUUGUUUAAUCCAACAUGAUUUUAAUGAUAAAAAUUAUCGUAAGAAUCAUUGCACGGCAACUCCAAUUUCACGGAUGAAUCUUCAGCGGUGUGUAAUUCUGAAGAACGAACGUCGCUUGCUGCAGCUAAUUUGGAUAUUGAAUUUAGGAGUAUCAUAAUUAACUGUUCUGACACGUCUUGAGUAUUUACCCUGCUGGCAUCGGUUGAGAAUCGAGAAGCUUUGGAUCCGUUUUGGGUGUCCAGUCAUCUGUACAUACACAUAAAAGCAAAAAGAGUUGUUUGUGGUGUCUUGUGUUCGUUGUUCUUUAUCGCAUGUAAGAUGCAUGUUACAUCAUGGGGCCAAAAAAUCGUUGUAAUUGAUGAUCAUUAGCACCACUAUUUUUUAGGAUAAGUCAUAGUCUAGCCCACCUGUCUGGUUCAAAAUUCAUUUGCUUUCUUGUUAUUGUCAUUCAACACUCUGGUUUGCUCUCUUGUAGCAUGUGUUAUUUUGCAAUUAAAUUUGAAUAAAAAUACUGUAAAUAUUAAAAUCGUGACUGCUUUUGUUGUUUAAUGCGAGUAUAUGUUGAGCA
Prosopis cineraria is the source of this 2172-nucleotide messenger RNA. RefSeq names its product GATA transcription factor 19-like. NCBI's taxonomy places the organism in Eukaryota, Viridiplantae, Streptophyta, Magnoliopsida, Fabales, Fabaceae. The record is from RefSeq and is a predicted model, not a curated record. Gene Ontology annotation, molecular function: sequence-specific DNA binding; zinc ion binding; protein binding. Gene Ontology annotation, biological process: regulation of DNA-templated transcription. The transcript is spliced from 10 exons. The coding region runs from base 348 to 1406 and encodes 352 amino acids.